Messenger RNA from Psylliodes chrysocephalus, 10095 nucleotides. The record is from the annotation of a GenBank genome assembly. Lineage: Eukaryota; Metazoa; Arthropoda; Insecta; Coleoptera; Chrysomelidae.
UUCUGUGAUCAGUAACUGGCAACAGAAACACAUAAGUUAUUGGUAUUUUCUUUGUAUAGUAAAUAUUUCACUUAAUUUCUUGUACGGUUUUAAUUUCAAAGCAAAGAAAAUAAUAUGGUGAUUAUUUUUAACCAAAGAUGACCUAAAAUAGUUGUUUCACUCAAUAAAUUUCGAAUGAUGUUUAGAUAUAAUGGGGAAUAAAGCUUUGGUUUUGUGUUUGUUUUAUUUUUAUUUUUUAAUAUGUCAGUGCAUCGACCAAGCAUCUUUUUAUGGGAAUAGUUAUAUUGCUCUGCCAUUUAAAGAAGCCAGGAGUUCAACGGACAUAAAUUUCAAGUUUAAGACUCAUCUGUCGAGUGCUUUAAUAUUUUUAGUAGCUGGAACUACAGAUUAUUGCAUCGUACAACUAGAAAAGGGGAGAAUUAAAAUUAAUAUUAAUUUAGGCUCAGGUGAAGCUGAAGUAGUGUCGCCAAGUAGUCUCAAACUAAAUGAUCUCGAAUGGCAUGAUGUCUCAAUUGAAAGAAAAGAUGCCAAUCUAACUUUAAUGAUUGAUAAGUCUCAUAAAGUACAAAAACACUUACCAGGUAAAUUUUUUGAGCUUAACAUUCACUAUGGUCUAUUUAUUGGUGAUAAUAAAAACAGAAACAAUACUGAUAUAUUUUUUGGGCAUAUGGAAAAAUUCAGAGGAUGUAUAUCUGACUUACAAUAUAACGGAAUUAUGGUAUUAGAACAAGCAAGGUAUAGACAAUCACAGUCUAGUGUACAAGGCAUAACAUGGAACUGUGCAGCUGAAUUCGAUGCAACAGUAGAACAACCGAUCAGUUUUAUAGAAGAUGACGCCUAUAUAAUAAUCUCAGACAAACUAACUAGCUACAAAGAACUCAAUAUCAACUUCGAAAUAAGAACCAUUAACAAAAACGGGCUACUUUUUUAUAACACAGGCCUAAAAAUAAAACAAGACUUCUUGCUUAUAGAACUAAAUAAUUUUUCAAUAGACGCUGUAAUUAAAAUAAAUGAAAAGACUACCAAACUGUUGAGCAAAAAUAACAAAGUAGCAAAUGGGGAAUGGCAUAAGAUAUCAUUCAGAAUGACCCCUACAAUUAUAGAAUUGAGUGUCGAUGAAAAAAUAUUUAGUGAAAAAAAUAUUCACAAUAGCCUUUUCCAAAUGACUGAUACUUUGUACCUAGGAGGAUUAGAAGUUAGUAAAAGAUUUCGUGCUUCCCAAAAAGGUUGUAACGAUUCAUGUGAUACCAGCUUUAAAGGUUGCUUAAGAUAUCUAUCUGUCUUUGAUGUCAAAAAAGGCAUACAAGAUGCCCAUGUAACUGAAGGUAUUAUGCCAGGUUGCCUUUGGCAUUAUCCUUGUUUGCAAAAUCCUUGCAGUAACACAGGUAUUUGUAUCCAACAAGGCUUAGAUUCCUUUCAUUGUCAGUGCAAGGAAGAAUUCUGUGUUAAUCUUAAUUACAGCGAAGGUUACAAGGUUUUUUCAAGGAGUAGCCUCGCAACUGACUUGGAACUUCUAUCGGUUGAACCUCUCCAAGUAUUAGAAGGCCAGAGUGAACUACUAACAACAAAUAAUCUGCAUAUGAUACUUGAUUAUCACAAGUAUGGUAUCUCUGAUUCUGGUAUCAUGUUUUUCGUUAUUGAAGGACCAGAACAUGGAAGCAUAACGCUCGAUAUUUGGCCCCACGAUAAAAAUUCCUUCAGCUUUUAUGAUCUAGCCAGAGAUAGAGUACAUUAUAUACAUGACGGUUCAGAAGAGAACCACGACCAUAUAGUAAUGGAGGUUAUGUUUUCGACAGCCGAUUCUUUUACAUUACCAGAGUAUCUUCAAGGCAGAUUUAGAUUUAGUUUGACAGUUACAGUUACUCCGACCAAUGACCCUCCUAUUCUGGAUAUUUCGGAUGCGACUGUUAUCAGAACAGUUCAGGGAACAAAGAAAUUUUUAUCCCCAGAAAUAUUCAAAGUUAUAGAUACUGAUAACAGUCCUAGUCAGUUGAUAUACACCAUUUUAAAGUGCGAAGAUGGCUAUUUUGAAAAUGCAAACAAGCCUGGUGUGAAAAUAUCCACUUUUACUCAAGAAGAAGUAAACGGUGGAUUGAUUUUAUUUUUUGACAAAACUGUUGAUAAAAAUACGUCUUAUAUAAGUAUGCAAAUUUCUGAUGGAAUAGAAACCAGCCCUGUAUAUCGACUGAGAGUCGCAGUAUCAGCUCAAUAUUGGAGAAUGGAGAGAAAUACUGGGCUUAUAGUCUUACAUCAAAGCUCAUCAAUUAUAACACCAUACAAUUUGAGUUUUACUUCCAAUGUUGCCAUUCCGGAUUAUUCAACUUAUUUUUCCAUUAUUAAAGAACCUAUUUAUGGUGUAAUUGAGGUCGAAAAAACUGGGAAUUCUUGGGAACGGUCAGAUUCAUUUACAGGAAGUGAUUUGAAACAGCACAGGGUCAGAUACAGGCAUAAUUCUGCUAAGCCUGACUUUGAUGAAUUUCAGUUCCUCACUAUGGACAAAACACAAAUGUACACAUUUAGAAUAAUUUUCGCACGGUGUACUUUACAAAAAUCAACCAAGAAAAGCAUGGAUUUAAAAGAAGAAUGGGAAAAAACCAUAACUAACGAAGAUCUUUCGUUUGAAACCAAGCCUACCAAACCUCCAACAUCUAUCCAUUAUGUUGUAGCUGAACCUCCACGCUACGGGUAUCUAUUCUCGGCGGAAUCCAAGUAUAAACUAAAAUCUUGUGAUUCAUUCACACAAGAAGACAUUAUUUCCCACAAUAUCAAAUAUAGACUAUAUCAGAAACCAUACUCCGAAGUUGAGGACAGUUUUACUUUUGUUGUGCUUUCACCGGGAUGUAACAAUGUUACAUCAAAUUUGACAAUAAUUUAUACACCAUCACAAAACGACUUAUCUAAAGUUGCUGUCCACUUAGAACAGUUACAAGUUGAAGAAGGUUCAUCAUUAUUAAUCGAUCAAAAACGCUUAUCUUUUGAAUCAAAAUUUAUAACAAAUAUUUCUUAUAAUGUUACUAUUAAACCAAAACAUGGGUAUUUACAAAAAACUGAAGGUGAAAUUAAAAUAAACUUUACAACUCAUUUUACCUCUGAAGACAUAAAAAAUAAUUUAAUAUACUACGUUCAUGACAACUCGGAAACUAGAGAAGAUUUCUUAACUUUUAUGGCUCUCUCAUCCCAAGAUGAAAAUUUCCUAUAUGUGGGCCAACUUGAUAUCAAAAUACUGUUAAAAAAUGAUAACAGUCCUGUUAGAACGGUUGAUAAAGUAUUUCAUGUUGUAGUUGGUGGGGAAAAACUACUUUCAGGAAAGGAUUUGAAAUAUGUUGAUGCAGAUUUAGACACCACUCCAUCUUUAAUCGUAUAUACGUGCAGAGAUUCUUCUAAUGGAUAUUUCUAUAAUACAAAUAAUAUUAGUAUCAAAAUUACAGAAUUUACUCAAGAUGAUGUGGAUAACAAUAAAAUUAUCUUUAAACAUAAAGGUCCUGAAUUUGGAAAAGUAAGAUUAUGGGUAACUGAUGGUCAGUUCCACGUGAACGGCAUUCUAGAAGUCCAAGCUUCUGCUCCAUUUAUCCAUGUUAAUAUGAAGAAAAAAAUUAUUGUGGAACAAGGAAGAAUUGUCGCCAUUACUAGUGAACAUCUAUCAUAUUCCACAAACCUUUACGCUUAUGAAAAAGAUGUAAUAUAUGAAAUUAUUAAUAAGCCUAUUUUUGGGAAGAUUGUUUUAUCAAAAACGCUUAAGGUUGUCAAAAAUUUUACUCAAGAUGAUAUAAACAGAGGUCAUAUAAGUUACUUAAAUGAACAUUUGGGAGUAAAUGCUGAUGAAAUCGGUAUGAAGGUUAUAUGUAAAGAUGCUGUCAAUAUAGCCCAACUUGGUGUAUGGAUGUUACCUUCUAACUACUGGGAACCAUUAGAAAUAAAAACUUUAAAAAAGCUGUCUGUUGAAGAGGCUACAAGUGUAUUAAUUACAAGAAAGACUUUAGAAGUCACUCAACGCCACGUCCCUCCAUCUGCAAUAACCUACCACAUUGUGCAGAUGCCUGAAUAUGGCUAUAUAACCAUCCUGUCAGACGUCAAAACAUCUGAAGAGCCGUUAAAUGUCGAAAGCUUCACCCAAGACUUAGUGAAUGAAAACAAAAUUUUGUACAUUCAAUCCAUGAUGAACCAAAAUAGAGAUAAGAUUAUUUUUAACGUUACAAACGGAGUUGUUUGGAAUAACAACUUUCAACUAGACAUAGAAAUAAUUCCAGAAAGACUGUACCUAGGAUCUAGUGAUCUAAUUGUUAAUGAAGGAGGGGUGGGGAUACUGACAACCCCUCACUUAUUCGUACUGACUGAUUACUAUAAGAAUAAAGUUACCUCUUACACAGUUAAAGAAAAUGUAAAACAUGGAUGCAUACAAGUUCACAAAAGGUGUUUAAAGUCUAAAGGAUUUACUCAGAAGGAACUACAAGCUGGGGUUGUUCAAUACAUUCAUGAUGGUACUGAAAGUACUAACGAUCAGUUAAUUUUAAUAGGUGAGACUGAACAGAAGAAAAAUAGCUUGCCUGUAACACUAAAUAUUAUUGUUUUUCCUGUGAAUGAUCAAAAACCUAAGGUAGUCAAUAAUACAGGCUUAAUCAUGUGGGAAGGAGGUGUGGAAUUCAUAACAAACGAUAUGUUGGCUGCUGUUGAUGAUGAUUUGCCUAAAGAAACAUUAAAAUACCAAGUUCAGAAUUGCUGGUUUGGUACCGUUUCACUUAAAUCUCAUACAAAUAAUCAGCUGUCUCAUUUUACUCAAGAAAUGAUAGAUAAUCGUACAGUUGUAUUUCGCCACUACAAUGGAUCUUCUGCGCGAUUUAAAUUCAACGUUUCAGAUGGGCUACAUACCACCAAAGAUUACAUAUUCCAUGUAAAAACAAAACCGGUGGAAUUAAAAUUAAUAAACAAUCCUCUUCACAUUUUCCCAUUACAGAAAAAAUAUCUAACAUCAAAUCAUUUACUUACCAUGGUAUCUGAUCCAUACAGAAAAAUAGAAUAUAACGUCGUUGAACCACCGAGUUUAGGAAGACUUAUGAUGGAAUCGGAAAAACCUGGUAUUUUCAAAGUUGUUUCGAGCUUUUCUCAAGAAGAUUUGAAUACUAGUAGAGUUUUUUAUGAACACACACACCAAUUUUCUGAUCUAUAUGCCAAUGAUUCGUUUGUAUUCAAUGUAACGACUCACUUAGCGAAAAAAUUACUCAGAAAGGUGUUCACAAUAGAUAUAUCAGUAUCUUCAGGCGGACUAGAUGCUUACGUGAACAUUCCUAAGCUUUCUGUUGACGAAGGUGGGGUUACAACGAUCCCUCUUAAUCUUUCAGGGGUUGUAAUGUUUUUAGAAAACCAUGCGGGUCUGCGUUCCCCUAUAAUUCAUGCAUCUGCUCUACCACCCCUACAUGGACAAGUUUACUCACAGCAAAACAGAAACUUAUCCACAUUUACUCAGCUCCAACUCGAAUCUGGACAAGUUUACUAUGAGCACGAUCACUCUGAUACUUUAGGGGAUAAUGUUCAUUUCUCUUUAUACCUAAUACCAGGCCCUAUCACUCUUUGCAACAUAACUGUGCCGAUCAUUGUUAACCCGGUAAACGACCAACCUUUUACCCUAGUAACCCCGGCUCCUAGCUUAGUGGUAGUUCAAGGAGAAAAUCGCACAAUAACUAGGCACGAUCUAGCUACUGAAGAUGCCGAUACACCCCCUUCAAAGCUCAAAUACGAUCUCAUAUCCGGACCAUCACAUGGGAAGUUAGUGCUAGAGAAUAUUUCCGUUACCUCCUUCACUCAAGCUGAUAUUGAUAAUAAUAAAUUAGUUUAUGCACAUGAUGGCAGCGUUCUGAAGGAUUCUUUUCACUUCAGGAUAUGGGAUGGAAAAUUCAGACCAGAGUUUAACUUAUUUAAUAUAAUCGUUGUCCCAAUUAACAUCAGUAUAAAGGCUGGAAUGCCUGUGCACUUAUUACAGGGUUCUUAUGAUAUGCUCCUCUCAGAACAACAGUUUUAUAUAAACACAAACGCUGACAGAAAUAAAGUUGAAUUUACUUUAAAAAGACCACCCAAGCAUGGAUUACUUUAUAAAGACAACCAAGCUAAUUUAACGUAUUUUUCCUAUUGUGAUUUAGUCAACAACAAAAUUAUGUAUUUACAAACGGACAUGAGUAUAUCCAACGAUAGUUUCCAAGUCAGCGGGGAGAUAUUUUCUGGUAACAACUCAUUUGGAGAGAUUGUCGAAGUUAUAAUCAAAGUCAAACCUUUCAUGCACAUUCAUAAUUUUACUGUAAAAACUGGGGAAUCAGUACGUUUGACUUUGAAUUCGCUAGAUGCAUCGCCUUUAGCUAAAUUAACGAACGGGAAUCCCCGAUAUACCAUCAUUAAAUCCCCAGAACAGGGAGAGAUACGCAAAAUAAUAAGAAGUUCUGGAGAAAAGAGGAAUAUUCUAGAUGCCUUGGUGACAAGUUUCAGCCACGAAGAUAUCCAAAGCGGUUUGAUAUUUUUUGUUGCUAAUGAUGUUGAAGUACCAUGGUAUGGUUUUCAUGACAAGUUGGUUUUUGUUUUGAGUGCCAGUAUCGUACAACCAGCUGAGGGAGAAUUGAAGAUCCUUGUGAAAUCCCCCUUGGAUAACGAUGUUUCUUCGACGCGACCAGGACCAAGCGACCCUGCCAGUCAUGAAGGGGGUCUCUAUUUGGCUAGUCCAAAUAUGACUAAAGAUUAUUUAUUAAUUGUAAGUAUGGCCGUAGGCGUAGUAGUAUUGGGCAUAGCGGUAAUAGUGGUAAUCAAGUGUCGUUCAGUGGACAACCACAUGGAUAAAGAAGAGCACUGUGUCCAACCUAUACCCUUACCCCGUCCACCUGAUAGACUAAUGACGUCAUCUCCUUCUUUAAGAGAGUCGCUUCCAGAUGACUAUCCACCCGAAUUCACGUCCGACUUUACAACGACUUUCACGCCCGACUUCGUCACCGAUUUCCCGCCCGAUUUUUCGACUGAUUUUCAACCGGUUUUCACGACUGAUUUUACGCCCGAAUUGUCGGCUGAAUUUACUUCUGAGUUUUCAUCGGAGUUUACUCCAUCCUUAAGCGCACUGCCUCAUUGCAAAGUCACUCCUUUAGGUAGAAUGGAGCUGGACUCGCCGCACAUGUUCUAUCCAUAUGGUAUCGAUGACGGUAUGGAUGAAUGGAGCGAGGCUCCGGACGUACCGGAGGUUCCAGAGCCAAUGCCUUGUCCAACCAACAGCAGUAUGCUGUUGCGUAAAAAUCAGUACUGGGUGUAAACUAUUUGUUUACUUUAUUUCGGCGACAUUACAUUUCAGUGAAGCUUAUUUCUUAAAAUAAUUAUUACCGACAUGUUAUUUUUUUGUGAAUAAGAAUUCGAAAAAUAGAUAUUUUCUGACUUACAACUCGGAAAAAUAGAUUAUUCCUAUUUAGAAUCAGAAUAAUACGUUUUUUUUUUUUUUUUCGAGUUCUAAGUAAGAAAAAUCGAUUUUUCUGAGUUCUAAGUCGGACAAAUCAAUUUUUCCGAGUUCUAAGUCAGAAAACUAACAAACAAAAUAACUUUUACGCUUCCGUACAAAUUUAAUUUUCUAUGUAUAUUUUUUUAAUAUCUAAGCACAAUCGUAUAAAAAAUAAUGUAUGAAACACAGACGAAAAUUGCUUUUUAGGGCUCCUACAAGUCGCUCCAAAAACUCAACUUUUUGUCUUUGUAACAGAUUACUAUUUAGGUUCCCGUUUUCUAUUGAAUUAACGUUUAAGUUUCCUUUUAUAUUCAAAUAUAAUAUAGACCCUGCGGUUAGACAAUUUUAGAUCAUUAAAUUAUCACUGUAUCCUUUCGCAAGAAGAAAAAAGUCCUACUGUUAUUAUGAACCUUUUUUCUGAAUUUUAUAUUUUGAUAUUCCAAACUAGCGUGUUUAUAAAAACGGUUAUCAUUUUGUUAUUUGAAACGAACUACGGUACACAAUAUAUUUUAUAAUCUCGUAUAAAUUAACUUUGUACUAAUAAAAUAUUAAUAAUAUCAUAUUAAGAAACAGGCUUCACGUGGUGUUUUGGAACCUUUAUUUAACUCUUCGUUUACUGAAAAAAUUACGUGCCAAAAAUUACAUUUAUUAUUAUUGAUAAUAUUAUUGCAGCUAUUUAUUUAUUUAUUUUUUCACUCAGUACUGAUUGCAACAAAUUCUGUACUUCUUAUGAAGCAAUGCACCAACUUUUUUGUUUAUAGAGAUUGUUCAAAGUAAGCAUAUUUUAAAUUGAAUGUCAAUGAAAAAAUUCGUUUAAAUUAUUUUUUUGCAUUUUUAAUCAAUCUGUCGUCUUAAGCUACAGAACAGUGGCAAUGUUUCUGAUACAUAUCUUCUAACGUAUAAGACUCAAGUAGGUGUUGUCUGUACCACUACUUAGUCUAUUGAAAGUUUUCUAUGUAUUCUAUGGUGAAAAUUCAUAGACACCUUUAGUUUUGCUACAGAUUCCAGAACAUGUCUGGCUUGUCAUCGGAGAGGUCUUAGUUCUUACACAUGUUGUCUUUUGCGUAGAUCAUUUUACGUUUUCUCAUCCACUUUUAAGUAAAUAGGGUAAGAUCGUCCACAAAGCCACAGCCCAAGUACAUUGUGAGAAAUUUGAUGUAAGAAAAUUGUCGUAGGCUAUAUUCCAAAGAGUAGGUCCCAGGUUUCCUAUAUAUUUAGUUAGUUUACUCAGAACCACUUCAUGUGAUUCGUUUCAAAGUCUGCUACUGUCUCUUGAAUGAGUAGCCCAAAUAUUUGAUCUUGAUGUGCCAUUGUUCAGUCGGCAUACAUUAAGAAUACUUUAAAUCAUUGCAUUUGUUUUAUAUCUAAAAUGCCUUGUAGGAAUUUAUUUUUUUUUGUUUUUAAUAAUUACUAAAAGGGUUUAUGGCGAAGGUUACCGGGUGCAUUGCUUCUUAGAACGAAUAAUGCUCAUUUGUGUCAAAAGUUGCUCUAUAUCGAUCGCUCCAUUUUAUUUAAUCUAUUAGAAAAUAUUUAUUUAUUGUUAUAAUCAAUAAGACGAAAAUUUAUAAUAAAAACCAAUUCUGAUAGACCGUGUACCCCUGAUGAUUUUUGCACAUCAUUAUAUACAAUUUGUAAUGAGAAUUUUUAUGUUUGUGAUACUAUGAACUUAAUUGGUAUACCAAUACAGUGAAUGGAGUAAAAAAUGUAUGCACACUAUUUCAUAAAUACAAGAAAACAAGAUUUUUUUUCUAAAAAUUAUUGAUAAUCUUCUUUGUGUAUGUAAAAAAUAGCGCCUACAUUUUUUACUGCAGUUUCAAAAACUGCCUAUCCGCUGUAUUGGUGUGCCAAUUAAGUUUAUAUCUUCAGUACAUAAAUAAAAUCAAACUAUUGCUAAAUUGUAUAUAUGUUUGCAAAAAAUAAUCAGUGGGCCCACGGACUAUGAGUAGAUAUUUAAACAAUUCCAAAUAUUUAAGCAGUAAGUGGUGCGAGGUAUUUUUUCAUAAAACUUAAUUAUAUAAUACAGUCCUCCCUACCUACCCGUUUGACCAGUAAAUAUACGUAUAUAUUUAUAUAUUUAGACAAUUAUUACUAUUACGUGUUUUUUUUUAUUAACACCAUUUUACACGGUAUAUUUUUACUUUAGUUAGAAAUUAGUAUACUUACUAAUUAUUAUAUUAACAAAAUUACAUUACUUCAUUUAAAUUGUGGCCUUAAUAAGAAACUGUUAGCUAAUAUACUAAUAUAGUUGAUUUUAAAAAUUUAAUAAGAAAUUGACCUUUAUUAUAAUUAUUAAAGGGUCCAAUAUAUAUGGUGUGGUGGAUAAUAUACAUUUUGUUUCUGAUUUUCUAAGCCGGUCGCUGGUUGGCGUAACACCUACAAACAAUUGUUUAGAGGAUUUUUCUCUAAUUCGACUAACAAACAUGUGAUUAACAUAAUAGCACAAGCAAUGAAUCGUUUAGGAUAGGGGUUACCCGUGAAAAAUUUGAAUAAAGCUACAAAUUGGUUUGUUGAUCCAAUUGGAUGUCCUGAUGAUCUCCUUUUAAUUACUCCCUGGCCAUCUGGCUUUCAUUUUUUUAGAGUUUUAAUUUUUUUAUUCGACUUUUUGAGAAUCCUUGCACAAACGGCUAGUCUGAAAUGAA